AUGGAGAGCGAUGCGAUCGACGAUCGUAUACCUCUAUGUCGUGUUUCUGGCGGUGGUCUCGAUCCUAAGAAGAACUGGUAUGUUAUUACUAAAGACUUGUGUGGUUCUCGUCCAACUGAUUUUUCAAAGAAUGAUAUUUUCAAAGCAUUCAAAGAAGAAACAUGCAAUGUCCCUGCGCGGGAACUUCGAGUCGAAUCUGGUAGAUGGCCUUUCACCAAAGAUCCGAGUCAUGGAGUUCAAGUUGCUUCGACUUUUGGCAUUUGUGCUGGAAUACUGCGCCAACGAGACAUCCGAGGGAAUAAAUUCCUCAAUUCCUCUGGAUUUUCUAAGGUUUUUGAGGCAAUUAACUCAAUCGAACUUAAUGAUGAUUUUGGCGCCAUUUUAUCAUGUAAUUCAAAUAGCUGCAACACUACUUCUGUGAAUGAUUCUGGCUAUCAAAGUGACAAUUUAACUAACGAAGUUGAUGCCAUUAAAAAAGCAAAGGACAGCCUGUUGGGCCCAACUCUUAAAAAGAGAAAAAUAGCCACUCACUGUACUAAAGUCAUGGCAGAUCUGUCUGGCAUCAGUGAAAAAUACCAUGAAUCUCUGGCAUGUGUUAUGGGCAAUAGCUUUUUGUAUGGUGGAGAAGAAGAAAAGGAGGCUGUCAGCAAUAUCAUUUCUGAGGUUUUAGAUAUUGUGAUGGAUGAAAGAGGGCCAAAGACAGGGAUUUCUGAUCUUCUUCACGUGGAUACCUAUAAUUCAAUUUUAAAAACUAUGAGGGUUCCAGACUGGGUAUUACUUUACUUCAAAUUGCAAGCUCGAAUACCAGAUAAAGCUUGGCAAACACUGUUGAAUUUAACGCAGUUGGGCAGGAGUGGACGAGCAGCUGAUACACCAAUUCUAMUGACCAAAAACCAAAUAACAUCAAUUAAGAAGUUGGUUUUUAAAGUCAUCCGACAGUCUUUUAACAUCAAAAGCAUUGAUGCAGACUAUGCUGGAUGUUGUGUGGGACUAGCUUCUGUGAUCACUUGGGCUAUCAGAGAACAACGACUUUACUCCCCAGACAUGACAAAUUGUGAAUUCAACAUAAAAAUGGAUGGCCGACCACUUGGGGGACGUGACCAAGUUGCUAUUGGAAUUGUCCCUAUUGAUUUUGAUAAUAAAAGUCCUGAAAGUGCAUUGUCUGUGUACCCCAUUGCCAUAGGAAACUGUAAAGAAGAAAGGAAAUAUCUGAUUCAGUUGAUUGAUCGGCUUAAUAAAGAGAAGAAUGUAAUAAAAAGGCACGGCAUUGUUGUUGAUGGGAAGAAGUACACUGUUAAGUUCACAGUCACCCUGGAUUAUAAAGCAUUGCUUUUACUGCUGCCAAAAAAAAUGAUGACAAUUUCACUCUUGGAGGGAAAGGAUAUGGUGUAGAAUUCUGUGCUUU
Molecule: messenger RNA, 1405 nt
Organism: Exaiptasia diaphana
Lineage: Eukaryota; Metazoa; Cnidaria; Anthozoa; Actiniaria; Aiptasiidae
Exons: 4
Coding region: 1-1392 (463 amino acids)
Source: RefSeq, a predicted model, not a curated record